This is a messenger RNA of Nicrophorus vespilloides, 2834 nucleotides long. Its product is annotated as fatty acid synthase-like. The coding region runs from base 121 to 2586 and encodes 821 amino acids. The transcript has 7 exons. Gene Ontology annotation, molecular function: phosphopantetheine binding; fatty acid synthase activity; oxidoreductase activity. NCBI's taxonomy places the organism in Eukaryota, Metazoa, Arthropoda, Insecta, Coleoptera, Silphidae. The record is from RefSeq and is a predicted model, not a curated record. Gene Ontology annotation, biological process: fatty acid biosynthetic process.
ACGAUAUAUACCUCAAAGCAGAUCACGAACAUCAACGGUAUUAAAAUAACAAAUAUAAUUCCUAAAGAAAAAAGCGCGUUAAUUUGUAUCGGAUAUAAUUUGUUAGGUAACUAUGAAGGUAUGCAAAGAGCUUUAGCUUAUAUAAGUAAGGAUGGUUACAUAAUGUCUUUCGAUAAAGUGGAGGCUCCUCUUAACGAACACUUAACUAUAUUGACUAAAUACAAAUUACCAUCAGGGGUAUUUAUUCAUUUAUUAAGAAGAACUAAAGAAUAUCAAGAACCUAUUUAUAUUGAAGUAAACGAUGAUUAUAAGUGUUGGCUUCCUCAAGUGCAAAACAGUUUGAAGUCCUCGAAGAGAAUCUUGCUUUAUUCCGAUAAAGAUCCGACCAAUGGUAUAUUGGGUUUAGUUAACUGCUUGAGGUGCGAAGAUGGUACAAAAAAUGUGUACUUUGUGUUCAUUCAGGAAGGAAGGAAAUUUAAUGAAAAAAGUGAGUUUUUCAAACAGCAACUGCAGAAGGGCCUGGCGUUUAACGUAUUAAGAGGAAGCACCUGGGGCACUUACCGACAUAUGUUGUUGAAUCAUGCAGAAAAAUUAGAAUUCCAAAAGUGCGAUCAUUACUACGCAAACGUGCUAAACAUUGGAGAUCUUUCGACUUUAUCUUGGUUAGAAGGAUCAAUUAAAAGUGAACAAACAUUAAAUAAUAAUAAUUUCGUUGAGGUUUAUUAUUCUGCUAUUAACUUUAGAGAUAUCAUGACAGCUUCAGGUAAAGUACCAGUUGAUGCAGUGUCAAAGAAGAGAAAUGUACAAAACAACAUCAAUGGUUUUGAAUAUUCAGGAAAGAAGCUUGAUGGAACAAGAGUAAUGGGUUUUCUAGUUGGUGGUGCUAUUUCUAAUAUAAUAGAAAGUGAUCCAGUAUUGAUGUGGAACGUACCAAAUGGAUGGAGUUUGGAAGAUGCGGCCACUGUUCCUGUGGUAUACGCAACUGUCAUCCUGGCCAUGAAAUUUAGAGGAAACGUAAAGAAGGGUCAAACCGUGCUGAUACAUUCAGGAACCGGAGGUGUCGGUCAAGCGGCCAUCAACUGUGCUCAUCAUUGGGGUUGCGAAAUUUUUGUAACAGUCGGUACAGAAGAAAAAAAACAAUUCUUCCUACGACAAUACCCGUUCUUGAAAGAAACGCACAUCGGUAAUUCUCGAAAUUCAACGUUCGAGCAUAUGGUUAUGAGAAAUACCGGUGGACGAGGUGUUGAUAUUGUGCUAAAUUCUUUGGCUGAAGAAAAACUUGAAGCUUCAGUUCGCUGCUUAUCUGCAGGCGGUUGCUUCUUAGAGAUUGGCAAGUUUGAUUUGGCGCGAUGUAGCAACUUGGCUUUAGAUUUAGUAUCUAAAGGUUGCACUUUUCAUGGGUUCAUGUUGGAUGCUUUCACUGUCGCUGCAGAUAAUAUUAAAAGAUGUGUGUAUAAUAUGAUGCAGGAUGGAAUCGACGAUGGAUAUGUUAAACCUCUAGUAAGGAUGGUUUUUGAGAAAUCAAGCUUGGAGCAAUCAUUUAAGUACAUGUCAACUGGUAAACACAUUGGCAAAGUACUUAUAAAAAUUAGAGAAGAGGUUCCUUCUCCUAGUAUAAACGAAGAAACUAAGAUAGUUUUACCAAGAUUCUCUUGUGAGCCGAUUGGUUCUUAUAUAAUAUUAGGUGGUUUGGGGGGUUUUGGAUUAGAAUUGGCGGAUUGGUUGGUGCUGCGCGGCGCAAAAACUUUAAUAAUAUCUUCAAGAACUGGAGUUAAAACUGGUUAUCAGCAAAACAGAAUUAAGAUUUGGCAAUCGUAUGGAGUUAAUGUAAUUAUUGCACUCGAAGAUAUUUCUAAUUAUGAAAAUUGUAAAAAACUGAUAAUUAAAGCAGAAAAUGUUGCUCCGGUUUACGGAUUUUUCAAUUUGGCAGUUGUAUUAAGAGAUUCUAUGUUGGAAAACCAAACUGCAGAAAACUUUAAGUCCUCAAUGUUAGCGAAAGCUGUGGCUACGAAACAUUUCGACAAGAUCACCAGGUCCUCAAAGACGUUAAAACAUUUCGUGGUAUUUUCUUCAAUUACCAGCGGAAGAGGUAAAUUGGGUCAGACAAACUAUGGUAUGGCCAAUUCUUCGAUGGAAAGAAUAUGUGAGAUGAGACGAAAAGAUGGAUUCCCUGGUUUAGCUAUCCAAUGGGGUGCAAUUGGAGAUGUCGGAAUAGUAACUCGUUUGCAGAAGUUGCACGAGGAUGUUGUUCUAUCUGGUACUAUCCAGGGAAUUUCUAGUUGUUUGGAAGUUCUUAAUGACUUGUUGCUGCAAAACGAGCCUGUAGUUUCCAGUUUUGUGCUUCCUAAAAAAAUAAACGAGGAGAAUGCACAUAGUCUUGUCGUCGACGUUUUCAAAUUUUUAGGUCUUCGUGAUAUAAAGACAGUCAGUCCUAAUAGCACUCUCGCCGAACUUGGUAUGGAUUCGAUGAUGGUCGUCGAGAUACGGCAAUUGUUGGAAAAUAACUAUGCUAUCUUUAUGAAAGCAAAUGAGAUACGAAACCUAACUUACACAAGAUUGACGGAAAUUAGCAACAAACUUACUUGACCUACAUGGACGAUAUUCUAUUUUAUUUUAACUAUUUCUACUUUAGUUGAUUUUCAUAUUUACAAUUUUUGUUCAUUGAAAUUUUUAAAAAUAAAGUUACGUUAAUUUGAAUUGGAUAACAAAUAUUGCUAAAGCAUUAAAUAUCUUAACUGCACUUGGAAAAUAUUUGUCUAAAGGGUCACAAAGACAGAAUGUUGUUUCAUGUUUAACCACUCUGUAAACCGUUAUCUUAUUAUUAUUAUUAUUGA